This is a messenger RNA of Anoplophora glabripennis (Asian longhorned beetle), 2235 nucleotides long. RefSeq names its product acetylcholinesterase-like. NCBI's taxonomy places the organism in Eukaryota, Metazoa, Arthropoda, Insecta, Coleoptera, Cerambycidae. The record is from RefSeq and is a predicted model, not a curated record.
AGAUUCUAUAAAUUGAAAAGCUCGUUCGUUAUCGCUAUUAAUUCGAAAUCAUGAAGUACAACGGGCUGCUGCUACUGAUUUUAUGCGCAAUAAGGUCAUCUGCAGCGGAUGUAGAUGACCCGACACUUGUCACUUUACCAGAGGGCCAAAUAAGAGGUCAAGCCUUGCAGUCUCCAAACGACAAUGUUUAUUACGCAUUUCAAGACAUACCGUACGCAGCUCCACCUAUAGGCGAAUUAAGAUUUCAGGCACCUGUAGCGCCAGCAAAAUGGGAAGGAAUAUUAAACACCACGAAAAAUGAAAAAGUUUGUUACCAAGGUGGAGACGUCUACAUACCGAUUCCCGGAAUAAUCCAAACGGAAGACUGUUUAUACUUGAAUGUUUACACUCCUCUGAAAUCUGGAAAUACUUCACAAACCCCAUUAGCGGUGUUAAUAUGGAUACAUGGAGGUGGAUUUGAAACUGGAUCUGGAGCUAUUAUGAUAUUCAAACCUGGAUUCUUCAUUGACCAUAAUAUUGUUGUUGUCACGAUAAACUACCGUUUAGGAGCUCUAGGUGGCAUUUUACAAAGUGGUACCUCAUUGUCUCAGUGGGCACAUCAAAGCUAUGCAAGAUUCUACGCCUUCGAAUUAGCUCGAAGUUUGGAUCCAAGUUUCACUUCGGAUAACUCAGCCGAAUUACUGGAACUGUUGCAAAACCUACCUGCUUCCGACAUAAACGACAACACAGUUACUGCUGCUGUUGGAAAAGAGUCUUCAUUAUUGGAAAGUUUAAUAUGGCUGCCUGUAAUUGAGGAUGCUAGUCAAGAUGGAGCACUCCUCACGGGUUUAUUUCAUGAAGACAUUAGAACGGGAAACAUAAACCAAGUUCCCAUAAUUAUUGGCUUUAACUCUGAGGAAGGACUAUCGUUUUUGAAUACUGAUCCUUCAGAUGUUGAGACGCGUGCGAAAUAUUUCGACAGUGAUUUAUCCAACCUCAUUAGAAACCAGUUCAAUAUGACCAAAGAGAACAAACUGACAGCUGGCACUAGACUGAGACAAAUUUACACCGAUGGAACAUUCGAAGACGAUCUUGGUAGGGCCGUAUUAAUUUUUUUNCUCGCCUUUCAGUGGGUUAAAAAUAAUAUCCAUUUAUUUGGUGGGGACCCCGAAAAAAUAACGAUAUCAGGUGAAAGUGCCGGAGCGGGAUCUGUGGGAUUACAUUUAUUAAGUCAACGGAAUAAAGGCUUAUUCAGAGGUGGCAUUUUACAAAGUGGUACCUCAUUGUCUCAGUGGGCACAUCAAAGCUAUGCAAGAUUCUACGCUUUCGAAUUAGCUCGAAGUUUGGAUCCAAGUUUCACUUCGGAUAAUUCAGCCGAAUUACUGGAACUGUUGCAAAGCCUUCCUGCUUCCGACAUAAACAACAACACAGUUACUGCUGCUGUUGGAAAAGAGUCUUCAUUAUUGGAAAGUUUAAUAUGGCUGCCUGUAAUUGAGGAUGCUAGUCUAGAUGGAGCACUCCUCACGGGUUUAUUUCAUGAAGACAUUAGAACGGGAAACAUAAACCAUGUUCCCAUAAUUAUUGGCUUUAACUCUGAGGAAGGACUAUCAUUUUUGAAUACUGAUCCUUCAGAUGUUGAGGCGCGUGCGAAAUAUUUCGACAGUGAUUUAUCCAACCUUAUUAGAAACCAGUUCAAUAUGACCAAAGAGAAACAAACUGACAGCUGGCACUGACUGAGGCAAAUUUACACCGACGGAACAUUUGAAGACGAUCCUGGGCAAGUAGUGAAGUUUUUCAGUGACGACUCGUUUACAACUCCAGCUAUUAGGCAUGCAAAGUUACAAUCCAACUAUACCGACGUUUAUAUGUACCAGUUUUCAUACAAUGGCAAUAUGGGAGGUAGAAAGGAUAUAGAAGUCGCAGGUGUUCGAGGUGUUAGUCACGGUGAAGAGUUGGGUUACUUAUGGGACACGCGCUUGCCUCCUGAAUCUCCUGAUGAUCCAGAAGAUGUUACGACGCGUCACCGUUUAUUAACCCUGUGGUCAAACUUUGUCAAAUACUUAGAUCCAACUCCAGAAGUGGACAGUUUCCUAGGUAAUGUGACGUGGGAGAAAGUUAGUCCAAAUAAUUUGGUGUAUUUGAACAUCAACAGUACACUUGAAAUGCAGACAAAUCCAAAAGAAUACCUCAAAUGGGAAAGAAUUAUAGACUUGUAUGCUAUACCUCCAUUGAUUAAUUACUAAUGUAUCUUGAGAA